AUGGCGGCUUACAUGGUGUUUGGCAACCAGUGGUCUCACAUCGCUAAGUUCUUUCCCGGAAGAACCGAUAACGGAAUCAAGAAUCACUGGCAUGUUUUGACAUCCCGACGACGGAAAAACAUCGCCGGCGUUUCAUCUUCUUCUUCUUCUUUUUGUUGUGUUUCAGGUGUUAGUACCAAUGACAGUUAUGGUAGUACCACCACUCUCAUGGGGAAAUCAACUGUGAUCAACGAGGGUACAACAUGUUCGAUUGGUAUGAAUUGGCUUACGCUAAAACUGGAAUUAAAUUGGAAAAUAGUUGAAAUGAGUGUAGUGGGGGAAGAGAUUAAGAUGUCACUAGCGGUGGCCGAUGGUGGUGGUAAUGGUGGAACCGGUGAUUACUACAAUGAAGCAAUGGAGACAGACGGUGGUUAUAUGGCAGAAGUCCGUCUCUCAUUCACUAAUCCUCCCAAUGACAUUAACUUGAACACCGCAACAAGCAAUCAUUUCACUACUAUUCAGACCACCACCAAUCAACCGCUGUCAUCACCGUUUAUUGACUUUCUUGGAAUCGGGAACUGA
Molecule: messenger RNA, 561 nt
Organism: Lactuca sativa (garden lettuce)
Lineage: Eukaryota; Viridiplantae; Streptophyta; Magnoliopsida; Asterales; Asteraceae
Source: RefSeq, a predicted model, not a curated record